Molecule: messenger RNA, 1224 nt
Organism: Morone saxatilis (striped sea-bass)
Lineage: Eukaryota; Metazoa; Chordata; Actinopteri; Moronidae
Gene: tmem45b
Product: transmembrane protein 45B
Exons: 6
Coding region: 382-1224 (280 amino acids)
Source: RefSeq, a predicted model, not a curated record
UGUACAGACCAGCCUGCUCUCACUCUGAAAGCUGCCAACAUUGACAGUGUAGUAGGAAAAUAUAGACUGCAAUGGAAAUGUACUAGUGUUGAGUAACGGUAGUCCUCAGUUUGAAUGUGCAACUGAACUCUUAUAUUGCUUCAGUACUUCAAGGACGCAAGUUGUAUCAUAAGGAAGACGGUGUGUGUAUUUGUGUGGCAAGAGUGAAUAAGAAGCACCUAUUUGGUGAAACUGCACUGAAGAAGAAGUGGCCUGAUGUAGUUUCCGAAGAAAGAGACACGCUCUGGUUUGUGAGUCUGUUAUCAGAGAAAUUUCCAUCAGACAAAUUCCCCACAAUUUUCUGAGCCUUUGGGAAUUAGCAGCAGAGAAUAAGAGCCAACGAUGGCUAACUUUGGAGGACACGCCAUUCCUGGCACUUUUUUCCUGUUCUAUGGCUUUUGGCUAACAGUGAAAUACGUUCUCCAACACUACUGGAGGAUAAAUCAGCCUAAAGGAAGACAGAUUAUGCCUCCUUUCUUUAAAAAAAUGGAAUACAUUGAGGGAGGAUUUACCAUCUUUGCUUCAUUUGUUGGUAUGAUGGUUGAACAGUUUGUGGUGGAUGGGCCACAUGCCCACCUCUAUGACAGACACAACAAUUCAUGGGUCAAGCUGAUGAACUGGCAGCACAGCACCAUGUAUCUGUUCUUUGGGAUCUAUGGAAUAGCACUGGUUGCCAGUAAUGCAUCCAAACUGGUGCCGACUGGUGUCGACCGCCUUGCUCUGUCCUUGGCCCUUUUUGUUGAAGGGUUUCUGUUCUAUUACCACGUGCACAGUCGGCCCCCUCUGGAUGCUCACAUCCACUCCCUGCUGCUAGUGGCUGUAUUUAGUGGAUCGGCCGGUACCGUGUUGGAGGUGUUCCUAAGAGACAACAUUAUUUUGGAGGUCUUCAGAGGAUGCAUGUUCAUCCUGCAGGGCUCGUGGUUCUACCAGAUUGGAUUUGUACUUUACCCAUUAAGUGGAUCAAUGUGGGACUUAUACCUGCAUGCCAACAUCAUGUUCGUCACUAUGUGCUUCUGCUGGCAUUUAGCUGUGGCCCUGCUUUUAGUUGCCUGCACCUCUUCUGUGGUUUGGUUCACAGUGAAGCGAUUCUCAGCAAGGGGACGGGACAUCGAGAUUGGAAUGCGAAAUACAUCCUCCAAAACAAACUCCCAGAAAGCUUUACUUGAAGAGUCAGAUGAAGAGUGA